Messenger RNA from Paramecium octaurelia, 521 nucleotides. The record is from the annotation of a GenBank genome assembly. Lineage: Eukaryota; Ciliophora; Oligohymenophorea; Peniculida; Parameciidae.
GUUGACAAAAUAAUUUGAGCUAUUGUUUGACCAAAGUAAUGCAAAUAUCAUUGCAUGAUUCACAUGAAUUUUAAUUAUUCUGGUGGAUUUAAAAAAGGGACAUCUUUUGACAAUAUAUUGUCGAAUUACUGUAUUAGUUUGAGAGUUUAUUUAUUAUAAGAGGUAAUUAAGAAGGAUUAACCCAAUAGCAGAUAAAAUGUGCUUUACAUCUAUCGGAGUUGAAUAUGUUUAGACUUAAUUAAGACCAGUAAAAGGAAUUAUUAACUUCAAUCAAUAAUUUAUUUAAUAAAAUUGCAUUAUUUUAUACGUAUUGUUUUCAAAUAUAUAGUAAGAAUAGGUAGAAUGUGUAGGUGGUCAUCUUGCACUUGAAUCAUUAGUGUUCAGUUUUUAAUACCUUUAUAUUUGGAUUACUGUUACAUAGAUAGUAUUCAUCACGUCAUUCAGAACAUAAUUUGAUUGUCAAGACAAUAUAUACUAACACUGAGAUUUAAACAAAUGGUAACAUUGUCCAAUUCCAAUGA